AUGGUCAAAUUCACCGCCUCUAUGGUCGCUCUAGCUCUAGCUAUUACUACCACGGCCGCACCAGCCCCCACAUCCCACACGACCUUCUCCUUUGCGCAAUGGGUUGAAGAUAUCAUCGCCAACCCUGACACAGCUCUGAGCCCCGAAGAGGCAGUUACGGCAGCUAACGCUGCUGAUAUCGUCACCUCUGCCGGCGGUCUCACUAAGAGAGCCUUCUGCCAGGACCUGUUCAAGGAUGCUCCGGCUGGAGAUGCUGCGGCGUGCCUGGACGAUCUCGCCAGGAAGGGCGCCCAGGGUGUCCAGUGCGGCUUGAGUACAUUCGACAUUCAGAUGUGCCGCAUCGGUGGUGCCCAGCUUGCGGCCAGCAAGCGCGACACCAACCCAUUGUCAGCAAACUGUCACGAUGUUGCUCGUACGGGAGGUCUCAUUUUCGACAGCUGCUGGCGUGCCGAUAACACGGUGAAGGGAAGCGAAUGA
This is a messenger RNA of Colletotrichum chrysophilum, 477 nucleotides long. RefSeq lists its product as uncharacterized. NCBI's taxonomy places the organism in Eukaryota, Fungi, Ascomycota, Sordariomycetes, Glomerellales, Glomerellaceae. Bases 1 to 477 code for a protein of 158 amino acids. The transcript has 3 exons. The record is from RefSeq and is a predicted model, not a curated record.